Molecule: messenger RNA, 1778 nt
Organism: Hyaena hyaena (striped hyena)
Lineage: Eukaryota; Metazoa; Chordata; Mammalia; Carnivora; Hyaenidae
Gene: SIL1
Product: SIL1 nucleotide exchange factor
Exons: 11
Coding region: 220-1614 (464 amino acids)
Source: RefSeq, a predicted model, not a curated record
UCAGACGGUCCCCGCGGCGUCUGCGCGUGGGGAGCUGGUUGCCGCAGCAGCCGCCUGGAAUUGUGGGGAUUGUGUCUGCCCCUCGGCUGCCGGUCGGGAAGCCGAAGGCCUGAAAGUGUUGCCACCAGCCUAUCUCCAUCUGAGGCUGAAAUAAGCUGAUGGGAUUACCUCUGGAAGAAUACAUGAGAAACAAAGAGUGGUUGUCUUUGGUCUCUAACUAUGCCUCCCCAGGACUUGCCUCCUUCUAGGAUGGCUCUUCUGAGAAUGCUGCUUGGGCUGUUGAUUGCUUCCUGCUUCACCUUCUGCCUCAGUCAUCAGAACCCGGAAUUUGCACUCACGAGCCCAGAAAAGAGCAGCACCAAAGAAGCAGAGGGAAAGGAAACCACAGCAGAAGAGGAGCUGGACUCCGAGGUCCUGGAGGUGUUUCACCCAACCCAUGAGUGGCAGGCCCUUCGGCCAGGUCAGGCUGUCCCUGUAGGAUCCCAUGUGCGGCUGAAUCUCCAGACUGGGGCAAGAGAGGUGAAACUCCAAGAAGAGGAUAAGUUCCGAAGUAAUUUGAAAGCAUUGAAAAAAGGCAAAAGGCUGGACAUCAACACCAACACUUACACAUCUCAGGACCUCAAGAGUGCCCUUGCAAAAUUCAAGGAGGGGGCAGAAGUGGAGAGUUCAAAGGAAGACAAGGCAAGGCAGGCCAAGGUUAAACGGCUCUUUCGCCCCAUUGAGGAGCUGAAGAAGGACUUUGAGGAGCUGAAUGUUGUCAUUGAGACUGACAUGCAGAUCAUGGUGCGGCUGAUCAACAAGUUCAAUAGUUCCAGCUCCAGCCUAGAAGAGAAGAUUGCUGCACUCUUUGAUCUUGAAUAUUAUGUCCAUCAGAUGGAUAAUGCACAGGACCUGCUUUCCUUUGGUGGCCUUCAAGUGGUUAUCAAUGGGCUGAACAGCACAGAGCCCCUGGUGAAGGAGUAUGCUGCGUUUGUGCUGGGGGCUGCCUUUUCCAGCAAUCCAAAGGUCCAAGUAGAGGCCAUCGAGGGGGGAGCCCUCCAGAAGCUGCUGGUCAUCCUGGCUACGGAGCAGCCUCUCACUGCAAAGAAGAAGGUCCUGUUUGCGCUGUGCUCCCUCCUGCGACACUUCCCCUACGCCCAGCAGCAGUUCCUGAAACUCGGGGGGCUGCAGGUCCUGAGGAGUCUGGUACAGGCAAAGGGCACAGAGGUGCUGGCUGUGCGUGUGGUCACUCUGCUUUAUGACCUGGUCACUGAAAAGAUGUUUGCAGAGGAGGAGGCCGAGCUGACCCGGGAGACGUCCCCAGAGAAGCUGCAGCAGUAUCGCCAGGUGCACCUCCUGCCGGGCCUGCGGGAGCAGGGCUGGUGCGAGAUCACUGCCCACCUCCUGGCCCUCCCUGAACAUGAUGCCCGUGAAAAGGUGCUACAAACUCUGGGCGCCCUCCUGGCCACCUGCCGGGACCGCUAUCGUCAGGACCCCCAGCUCAGCAGGACACUGGUCAGCCUUCAGGCUGAGUACCAGGCCCUGGCCACCCUGGAGCUUCAAGAUGGCGAGGAUGAGGGAUACUUUCGGGAACUGCUGGGCUCUAUCAACAGCUUGCUGAAGGAGCUGAGAUGAGAUUCCUCCCUAACACCUGGACUGGACUGGGGCGCUGGUGAGGCUCAUGGGCACCAGCUUGGGUGGGCUCUUCAGGGAUACCAGGCAGGAGGGAGGACUUCCCUACUUGGGGCCUGGGGAUCAUCUGGGCAGUGCUGGCUUGGCCAUUAAAUGGAGGCAUGAGG